UAGAAACAGGCGGUGGUGUUGUUGGCGUUUCACACAAACAACGUCGCGUGGAAAUGCCAGUUUGCAACUUCUUCCUCCAGGGACGGUGUCGUUACGGCGAAAAAUGCUGGAAUGAGCAUCCGAGGGGAGGAAACCGAGGAGGAGGAGGAGGAGGAGGAGGUGGUGGUGGAUACAACAGCAGUAACUACAACCGCUCCUCAGGCCAACAGCAGCCCCGAGGAGGAGGUGGAGGGUUUGGAAACAGAGUUUGGGUGAAUCCUUCCCAGCAAAAAGGAGGCUACAUCCAGGCUUCAUCAUUCUCCUCUCAAGGAAGCAAUGACUGGGGGGGCGGAGGAGGAGGAGGAGGAGGGAGAAGGGACAACGUAAAUGCGUCCGAAUUCAGCUUCUCCUCUCAAAACAGAUUUUCAUCUCUUGGUACACCGAGCUCCUUUGACAGAGGUGGAAGAGGAGGGGGUGGUCAGCAGCUGGUGCCUGGGGAUGAAGAUGAUGACAAAAAACUGGAGCUCAUUCAGAUGGACAUGGAUAUUUGGGAGAGUUCAGGACAGUGGGGCUUCUCAUGUUACUCGAGCACCAAGGCAUCUAUAUCUGGUUUCACUGAUCUCUCUCCUGAAGAGCUCAGGCUGGAGUUUUACUCAACGAGAGCUUCAGGAGAUCUGCAGAGCUAUAUAAAUGGUGUCAACCAGUUACUCAACCAGUGGAGAAGCCGACUCCAGGAGCUGAAAGCUAUGAGUCCAGCCACACGCACGGCCUUGCUUGCAGAGUUAAACAACCCGACACCUCAGGCAUCUUCAGGGGGCUUUGGUUCGGCGACUGGAUUUGGAUCCUCUUCAUCAGGCUUUGGAGGAAAAGGUUUUGGUGCUGAUACUUCAGCCCAGGCCAGCACUUUCAGCUUCGCUGCUCCCAGUGGUGGAUUUGGUUCUUCUGCAGCGCCAUCGUUUGACAGUGCCUUAGCCGCUCCCACACAGCCUCCUACUGGGUUUGGUUCCUCCUCUUCCACAGCCUCCUCUGCUGUCUCAGCUUCUUCUUUCUCCUUCGCUGCAACAACUACAAGCACGCCAGCAGCCCCAUCCGGAUUUGGCUCCGCCUCUGGGUUCAGUUUCUCCUCCACAGCCACCACAGGAGGAGGAUUCGGGAGCAGUUUUGGAGCUCAAGUACCUUCAGCAGCAGAAAGCAGUAGUGGGUUCGGUCAGACUGCUCCACCUGCAGCAGGAGGCGGGUCGGCUGGUGGAGCGAUGGACAGUCUGUUUUCAGUGGAGAGCGAACUGACUGCAGAAGAACUGAACCAAUUUAAGGCCAAGAAGUUCACGCUAGGCCAGAUCCCUUUAAAGCCUCCUCCAGCAAACCUGUUAGUUGUAUGAGUGAUUCGGGGAAAAAAAAAAAACAGUUUUUGAAAUAAAAAGUUUAUUUAUACAACGUAAAUAUUUGUUCAUAGUAUCGAGCAAUGCCCUGUUGUUUCCUCAAGAUCACAUCUAAAUUCAAGGCAUUCUCUUCUGGAAAACUCUGUUUUAUCAGAAGAUAAUGAGGUAAAUAAGUGGAGAUAUUAAGAAAACCACCCAAAUUUACAGUGCCACCUUUAAAACCAAAGUCAUAGUACUUUAUAAAAAUAUGACUAAUGUAAAGGGAAACAUCUUUUUGCUAUGUGUAAGGGGUUUUUGCAUGUGCAGAGAAUUUUUUAUGUACAGCUGCUCAUCUACAGAGCAUUUUUUACAUUUAAGAUUGCAGCUUGUCUGAUGCAUAUCUUUUAGACCAGAUUGUUUCGAAUCAUUUAGCCAAUUUAACAUAUUAAUUUGAUGACAUGCUGAAUGUAAAUGAGCUGUUAUGGAGCUUCAUUUCUGACUAUUAUGAAAUAAUGAGAUCAGAUAUAUGGCUAAUUUUGUUCUGUAUUACAACAUAACAAUAAAAUUUAAAAACUA
This is a messenger RNA of Cheilinus undulatus (humphead wrasse), 1913 nucleotides long. RefSeq names its product nucleoporin 42 (gene nup42). The record is from RefSeq and is a predicted model, not a curated record. The coding region runs from base 54 to 1358 and encodes 434 amino acids. Gene Ontology annotation, molecular function: metal ion binding; nuclear export signal receptor activity. Gene Ontology annotation, cellular component: nuclear envelope. NCBI's taxonomy places the organism in Eukaryota, Metazoa, Chordata, Actinopteri, Labriformes, Labridae. The transcript has 7 exons.